GUGUAGGAGCAUCACAGCAGAGGGAUUGACCCAGGAGUGGCAAGGUGAGUGGGAGAGAGAGGAAGGCAGUUUUUCUCUAUCCAGAAUUCUGUGAGGAACGUCAAUAGGUAUCUGGGGAGUGAAAGGAGGGAUGCGGUUUUGUUGACAAGGCUGAGGUUGGGACAUUGUGGAUUGGGAAAUGGGUUAUUGUUAGUGAGGAAACACCCAGAUGGGAAUGUGGCAAGGUAGAGAUUGAAGUAUGUCCUGUUAUAUUGUUGGUGGUAUGCUGAGGAUAGGAGGACAAUUUUCUGUGAGCUGACUGAGUUGGGUAACCGCAUUUUCGCUUGUAACAAUUUUGAGCUCAAAUGAUAGGCACAGCGAAAUAACAAGGGAGCUGUUGUCGUUUCUGUAUUCCACCGGCCUGCACCUACUGGUGUGAGGCUAUUAUUAAUUCGCAUUACGACCUGAGAGAAACAGCAAUUCACAGUACAGCGUCUAGUCUGCUGGAAACUCACAUGAAGAAAAAUAAGUAAACGGAAGUGAAGUGACUAAGAACAAUUUCUACGUUAGCGUUUGUAUUGUUAUUUAGACGUUUAUUUAAACCCUGAAACUUAAAAUGACUAAUUUAACUGCACAGCGUCACAUACUUAACACAUAUAGUGUCUAAUUCGGGUUAAGGACUUGGUUGAUGAUGUUAUCUAUGUAACCCUAGCUAACUGCUAACGUUAGCUAACAAUGGCUGACUGUAUGGUUUUUCACACUCAAAUAGCCUCCAUCAUGAAGGUGCUAGCAAAUGCUGCAGUGGAAGAAAUCUGUAAACUCGUAGACGACGACUAUGCAGUGUUUCGUUUGGAAAUAACUCAAAACCAGAAAGAAAACAGGGUAUUGCGGAGGAAACACCUGGAACUGAAGGUGGCACGGGAGCGCGUCCUCGCCAGUAUUGUCAAGAUCCUCGACCAUUACAGAGGAAUGGCAAGAGGUGAAGGACAUCUCACUGGAGGCCACAGGAGCUUUGUGAAGCCAGCAGAACACAAUACAUGGAGAGAUGACCAACCAAUCACUGUUGAUGAGGGGAGUGGAACCUCAACCCAGCACAUUAUCGUGAUAGAGUAUGCAUAUGCAGAGGCUGCAGGUCCUGGGGUCAAGCAGAAGAGGUCUGAAGGAGAAGAGGACCCACGGCACAGCAGAGACAUCCAGACUGGAGAGGAUGGACUACCCCCUCUAGAGACAGACACAAAAACUGUAACUGUAACACAAAGGUAUUUACUCACCGACUGGGGCUGUCCUGCUCCCAGCUCAGAGUAUUUACUUUACAAUAGCACAAGCCUGAGGAAAGUUCAUUCCCAUCGAGAUUUCGGUGACGAGACUGGCAAUGAUCUGUCUUGUUCUUAUACCACAGAGAUGGACCCUGGCAUGCCCUUGGGUUUAGAGACACAAACUGAUCCAUCUAGAGGUGACUUGAACCGGUACAGUAGUAGUGUAUACUCUGAAGGGUGCCUAGAUAAGAAAGGGGAGGGUCUGAUCGUAGAUGAUGUGACUGUGAAAGUGGAGGGUGACAUGGAAUGCGCAUAGACAAAUCGAAAUAUAUUUUACACGCGUCCAGGGAUUGCGACCCAGUGUCUACGUCGAUGGGGCCUUCUGAUUCACAUGGCCACGUCCUUUUCGAUCAGGUAUUGAACUCAAAUUACAGGGCUAGAGCGCAGGCUCAGGGAGGGGGAGCAACAUCAGGCAAAGAGAAACGGAUGCUCUGCAUGUUCUGUAACAAAGGCUUCAGUU
Oncorhynchus mykiss (rainbow trout) is the source of this 1755-nucleotide messenger RNA. RefSeq lists its product as uncharacterized. The record is from RefSeq and is a predicted model, not a curated record. Lineage: Eukaryota; Metazoa; Chordata; Actinopteri; Salmoniformes; Salmonidae.